This is a messenger RNA of Saccostrea echinata, 1687 nucleotides long. Its product is annotated as ALX homeobox protein 1-like. The record is from RefSeq and is a predicted model, not a curated record. Bases 586 to 1443 code for a protein of 285 amino acids. Gene Ontology annotation, molecular function: DNA-binding transcription factor activity, RNA polymerase II-specific; RNA polymerase II transcription regulatory region sequence-specific DNA binding. The transcript has 3 exons. NCBI's taxonomy places the organism in Eukaryota, Metazoa, Mollusca, Bivalvia, Ostreida, Ostreidae. Gene Ontology annotation, biological process: regulation of transcription by RNA polymerase II.
CGACAUACCUACCUAUAUUUUUAUCAGUUUCGGGAUCGGUAUGUUAUCAUUUUUAAGAUCAUGUUUUAACGGUAUGAAAGGAAAGCGCAAGAAAUAUUAAAGUAUGUAUGUUUUUAUAAUCAAAUGAUCUGUAAGGCAUAUUCUGCAAUAAAUAUUACAAUGGAUGACAACUUUUGCAAAAUGGUGAUAAAGGGGGCGGAGCUUAGAUCAUCCGCUGUUCUUAUUGGCUCGCGUAAGUAAUUCUUCUUGCUCUAAAGAGUUUUAACAAAUGUUAUUGGCGCUUAAUCCCUUGUUGCUGGAAGGACUGUCUAAGAAAUUUGUGUUUAAAUCAAAACUACACCCUUUUGACAAAUUUUCAAACUGACAUUAUAUCCGAACAAUUACUGAGGUAGAUCGCAGGACAAAGGGACCUAUGUGUUUGUAAUCAGCUAUUGUCACCCAGGCGUUCUUCAGCCGCUGGAAUAGUUUUAGAUGACACUUUGUUGACGCUAAGAGGAAAAUUGUUUCUUACAAAAUCUUCGUAUAUAAAACCCCCAAAUCAAGUGUAAAAACUAUUUUCUGAAAGAACCUUGGAAACGCGGGAAAAUGCAGCACUUUCCGUACCCGUACUCUGCCGAACAGCUCGCCUGUCUCCGGAACUACCAGAUUGGACUUUUGGCGGCCUCUUCUAGAAGCACCAAUCCCACCUUGUUCACCAUCGACAACAUUCUCUCCCCACGACCCCUCAGCCUCCAGCAGACGACACCCGAGGUUCGACCUCCGCCAUAUUCACUUUCUCAUCUCACACAACUGCAGCGAGAUUACUAUGCACGGUAUCAGCAUCCUUUCCAAGGUUUAUUUAAUUCAUUUGAUUUUGACAAACUUGGACAAAAACGGAAAAGAAGACACCGGACGAUUUUUACAGAAGAACAGCUGGAGGAAUUGGAAAACACUUUCCAAAAGACGCACUAUCCGGACGUCAUGUUGAGGGAGGAGCUCGCCAUGAAAGUAGAUCUUAAAGAGGAGAGAGUUGAGGUUUGGUUUAAGAACAGGAGAGCAAAAUGGAGAAAGCAGAAAAGAGAGGAAGAGCUGAGCAAAUCGCGUGCAAAAUCAUCCUCUACUGGGGAUAAAAACGAUCAAAACAAAGACAAGGACUCUUCGGAAGCCCUCGGAUCCAACUGUCCGGAAGGCAUUGAUGAUGUCGAGGUUUGUGUUGAUGAUGACGUCAGUGAGGACUGUGCCAAUUCCAGCGCUGCAUUCAGUGAAAGCAGCUUCUCAACUAGCUCAGAGGACGAGGAGUCCGAACACGUAAAUGACUGCAAAAGACCGAAACACUCCGAUCAGACGAACUAUAAUCUGUCACGUGAUCAAAGUGUUGAUGAUGGGGAACAACAUUCAGACAGUGCAAUAAAUUCAUUUGACAAAGCUAAUCCUGGAUGCAGUGGCCAUGUCGGUUCAGAAUGACAGCUUCCGGUUAUUCAUGUGGGUCCCCUUGUCAGUAUUUGUAUUUUGUCAUCGAAGCUCAUUUUUAUUGGUAUCCUCUAGACAUUUGGAUAACAUAGAGGACAUUAAGAUCACAUAUUCCGUAUGCUUAACACACCGUUCAGUAGAUUUAGUCACGUGACUCUUUGUUGGCCAAAUGCAUUUGAACUGUUGUGAGAUGCCAAAAUUAGAUUAUGAUUGUUGUUAAUAAAUUGACGUAAAUAUA